AAUUGAAGACCUUCGACCUCAAGCACGACUUACAUAGCGAGACGUGCCCGACGACCUUGGCCACUUCUUACACACUGAACUCGACCAAGUAUUGUGGAAUCGCUAUUAUCUUGCGAUUUGAGAGUGGUUUUCGGCAACAUUUUUUCAUUAAUGGCAGCAUCACAGCCUUGGGCUAUCGUAGAGAUCAAGAUCAGAAUGCGCAUACGGGCUGUUGACUCACAUGCGCGCACCCGCCAGAGAUAGGAGAGGCAAGUGCAUCAAUACCAAGCAUAUAACGAAGUCCAACUGCGAAAUCUCGUGAUUCUAACGAAAUUCACACUUUGCCAUUUCAAUGCCAAAGGCAGAAAUAGAGUCGAGUCAAGAGCAGGUCAUACCAAGAGAACACACAGUAGUAGCUCUUGCGGAAAAUGUGGUGAAAGAGUUCCAACGCAGGCUCGAAAGCGGGACCCUUGAUAAAUUGGAUCCAACAACAAUCAUAAAGACGACUGAAGAAGUAGCGGCUCAAGAGAAGCCACAGUCAAAGUCCGGGCAGCCAGCAGAAUCAGGGUCGUUUGCUCUACAAGACAGAGUGAUCUCCUCGGAGGGUAGAUCAUCUUCACGGGAAAACGGAACAACGACAGCAUCUUCUCCCAAUGUAACGGUCCCGCUCACAGGUGCAAUAGCCGCAACACGAAUGGUUGCUGUCUCACAGGAACAUGCAGAAGCUUCAUCUUCGAGUACAACACCUACACCGACAAGUUCCACAGCCACACAAAGGAAAGUAUCUGCCGGCCAAGGCAAAAAAGGUGCAAAAGUUACCACAACCGCAGCAGACAAUGCAGCUGCCUCACCAGGUGAGACUGCAUCACAUGCGAACGCCAGCACUGGUUCGCCGGAGGACAAACCUGCAACCAAUUCUGCGUCAAAGGAUGAAACCCCUCAAGCACGAAAGACCACCUCAGCGCCGGCGGCAGCUUUAGAGCAGCUAGAUACUGCUUCGUUAACGACUGAAACUUCUCAGCCAGUGGCGGCUAGCCCUCCUUCAACUGAGGUGACACUUCCACCUGACGACGACGGACCUCCAUCUGCGAAGAAAGGUCGUAGGGAAGAUUGUAUUGUACAGGGUAGCGAAUGCAGUUAUGGGGUGGAAGGUGGCCUGGUAACCGAAUCUUUGGAGUUACCCCGUUUUAAUUAUACUCCCGAUUGCAUGCCGGGGCGAAACGAUGUUUUAGGUCUAGUACUAGCACAAAUCAUCAACCAAAUUGAGGAUGUGUUAGCCAAUGACACUGCUGCUGAGGGUCAGGCUAAUACAGGUCGGGGGGGUGCAAUAAAUCGAGGAGGUGGCAUAGCAACAGCAGACGAGUGUCCGACAGCAAGUCGACCUGGCGAUAACGACUCUCAAUGCCAAUGUCAUCAGACCACGACAGCCCAAUCGCUCGGCCAGCUUUUAGCUGGCAACACAAUAACUCCAAUCGUUAUAUCGCGUAUCGAUCGACGCCCGAGGAGGUCAGGCGAGAACAGCAAUGCGAACCCAGAUUGUUCUGACAAUGAACAGAGCCACGGAUCACUAUGCUGGGGCCAUGUGGUCGACUGCGAAUCAUCGGAGGCCUGUCGAACGAACGAUUCGACGGUAACAAUUCGAGGCGAUACGACACCUUCACCCGGCGGUGAAAACAUAACAGAAGAUAAUAAUACACAGCAAGACCCCGACCUGUCCGCUAUGAGCACGCCGAAUGAGCGUAUCAUUAUUAUCAUAGAACUCAGCGACUCUGAUAUGCAACAAGCGCUAGCUUCGAACCCAGCUGUUACUGCUGACCCGAACUCGGCUGCAACGGAUGGGCAGGCAGCUGCAAGUACAAAUGAGCUGCUACAGCCGACAACAAAUGGAACUAGUCAAACGCCUACAGGUCCGACCAUUGUAUCAUUACUAGAUGAACCACAAACACGUUUUCAGCGUCUUCUCAGAGCUGCUCAGAACUCGAAUCAAGAGGCUGUCAGUACCUCGAACCCACAACGAAGUCAGAUCCGAAGACCACGAAUGAGAGAGUCCAGCGACACUUCCAGCGGCCGAUUUAGAAGACGCCACCCGAGAAAUGAACUAUCAACCAACGGCAGAACACCUGCUGCAAUUGAAGGUAUUAGCAAUGAAGCCCCGCUAAACACGCAAACCCGUAACAAGCAGAAACGAAAGCUUUCUAGUGAUCAGGGAGGAUCACAAACGCGAAGCACCGACGGUGAGAAAUCAGUCGAAAAGAAACGAAAAAGAUCCAGGGGCUAAAAGAGUCUUUUGAGUACCUCACGUAGAAAUGCUGGUUACCUGCUCGCUAACCUUAUAUCUAAUUCGAGUUUAGGGCAUUUUUUCGGAAAACUCAUGAAUAAAGCUGAGCUGCUUACGUUGAUUUCAAGGGGAGGGAGCUACCUCGUUCCUUCCGAUUGUGCCUGUGUUGUGAAAGUUUCUAUCAAGAAUACGGCAUUUUAUUCUUAAUUAAGAAAUACGAGCACCUAUUGAAAAGAGCUAACUAGUUGUCGCAUUACGAAUAUCGA
Molecule: messenger RNA, 2523 nt
Organism: Varroa destructor (honeybee mite)
Lineage: Eukaryota; Metazoa; Arthropoda; Arachnida; Mesostigmata; Varroidae
Product: mucin-19-like
Source: RefSeq, a predicted model, not a curated record